CCAAAACAACAGACAAAGAUUCAGUUCACAUCAGUCCAGUCAACACGAGAACAAGAUAAUACAAGAAAAUACUUCUUCGAACAGUCGAAUAAAUUCCUAGAAACUGUAAUCGAGCACAGCCUUGCAGAAGUCCAAAAUUGACAUUACUUUAUAAGUUGCAGAAAAUACGUUGAUCUAUCAAGAUUAAGGCUACUAGCCGGAGAAUACAAGACUAAUAACGCAUCCAAGAUAUCUGAAACCAGUUCAACAUAAGUAUGCGUGUACCCAGAAGACUUCCAAUGCGCCUGUGGAUCAAAGAGAAGUUGGACAAAUCUGAAUUCCCAGGAAUGAGAUGGAUUGACAGAGAAGAAGGAAAGUUCGAAGUGUCAUGGACACAUGGCUCGCGGCAAACCUGGAAUAGGGAAAGAGACCUGAAGGUGUUCAAGGAAUGGGCCGCGUAUACGGGAAAGUAUAAACCUGAUGAGCAAGAAGUGGACGGAGAACUUGCAAAACGAUGGAAGACGAAUUUUAGAUGUGCCUUGAACGCGCUACCAGAAAUCGAGCUGAUCAGAGAAGAAAGUGAAGGAAGAGGAGACAAGGCAAGAAAAGUGUAUCGAAUGAAACAUGAUAAAGUGAUGAAGACAAAAACACGAAAAAUAAAAGAAACUCGCAAGCGAUUGAAAACCGAUCUGGCACCACUGGAUCGAGAGAUUAUCGAGAUCGUAGACCAGAUGGAAGAUGACUUCUCCUGGUCGCCUCUUGUCAUCAAACACACAACAGAACAAGCUGAACAUGAUGGGAUGGCACAGAUGAAACGCUUGCUUGAAAGAGGUCAUAUAUACCAGCCGUUUGGGUGGCACGCAUCAUCACUUGUCGAGGCCUGCUAAGAAAUUUAAGACCUCUUCUUGUCACGUGACGCGAAGGAAGACAGACAGACAGUUACUUGUUAGGGGUGUAGCUCGUAGCUUAGUAGCCUGACCUGUCAUAUGCGAUGUGGUACGAGUAAUUGUCAAGUUAACACGGUUAAGACUCCCACAGCUACAAUAGCCAUAUCGGAGAUAUUUAUGGUGGUACUUCUUUAUUGCUUAGUAUUUACACUCGCCCCCAGUCCCAUCCUCCACCCCGAGAUGGCUAGUUCGUAUGUAUAGCUCAUUAAAAGCUUUAAAAAGGUUCAUUAACAGUUUUUAAAGAAUUAGCUGUAGAAUACCUUCACAAUAAUCGAGCAAGCUAAGAUAUUGUUUUACCCUAUUUUGUAUAUCACUUAUUAAUAACAAACCAAUGACGUAUAGUAAUUGAAAGCCAAUCUAGCAAAGCACCCUAACGUACUCGGCCGCCAAUAUGAGAUUGUCUUGUAUGAUAUCAAUAAUAAACCAUAUGCGAAAUAAUCAAAUAAAGUACUUGAUACAA
This is a messenger RNA of Actinia tenebrosa (Australian red waratah sea anemone), 1386 nucleotides long. RefSeq names its product interferon regulatory factor 1. Gene Ontology annotation, molecular function: DNA-binding transcription factor activity, RNA polymerase II-specific; RNA polymerase II cis-regulatory region sequence-specific DNA binding. The record is from RefSeq and is a predicted model, not a curated record. Lineage: Eukaryota; Metazoa; Cnidaria; Anthozoa; Actiniaria; Actiniidae. Gene Ontology annotation, cellular component: nucleus. Gene Ontology annotation, biological process: regulation of transcription by RNA polymerase II; immune system process.